Molecule: messenger RNA, 1954 nt
Organism: Elaeis guineensis (African oil palm)
Lineage: Eukaryota; Viridiplantae; Streptophyta; Magnoliopsida; Arecales; Arecaceae
Product: probable receptor-like protein kinase At1g49730
Biological process (GO): protein phosphorylation
Cellular component (GO): plasma membrane
Molecular function (GO): ATP binding; protein kinase activity
Source: RefSeq, a predicted model, not a curated record
UCCCCCACUCCUGUUGGGAUAACAGCCGUUUCUUGUUAUCCCUUCCCCGUUUCUUUAAACUCUUCUUUUUACCGACGGUGGGGUGGCAGAGCGAAAGGACGACGAAAACGUGGGGUAAAGUUCGAAGAUUCCGGUUAAAGAAGAGAGAGAGAGGGAGAGAGAGGGACCAACCAAAUGGCCAUCCGGAGGCCUCCGAAAUUUCCAUUCCUCCUCUCCCCGCCGCCGUCCUCCCAAUCCCUCCUUCUCUCCCCUCUCUCGGUGAAGUCGAAUCCCCUGCCCUUCUUCUCGGCAGAUGAAAUACCGGCUCCUCCUCCGCAGGCUCAGGGAUUCACUCCUCCCCUGGCGUCGCCUCUCUCGUGCAGGUCCAAUACCAUUUGUAAAGAAAUACUCAUCCAAGGACAUUAAGAAAGCAACUGAUGGGUACAGCAUGAUUCUUGGAAAUGGCCCUCAUGGGACCAUAUAUAAAGCUCGAUUCCAUGAUGGUCUUGUUGCUUCAGUAAGGAAGAUACAAUCUAUGCAGCAAGGCAAGGACACCUUCUAUAGGAAAGUGCAACUCUUAGGAUGCUUGCACCAUCGCCAUCUUGUCAGACUUCAAGGAUUUUCUGAAGGAAAUGAUAGGUUUCUUGUCUUUGACCACAUGGAAAACGGAAGCUUAAAGGAGUAUCUACAUGAUCCACUUAAAACACCGUUGAAUUGGAGGACCAGGUUACAGAUUGCUAUUGAUGUGGCAGCUGCUCUGGAAUAUCUUCAUUAUUUCUGUGAACCUCCUGUUUAUGAUGUGUCCAUCAACUCAAAUAAUGUAUUGUUGGAUGAGAACUUCGUCGCCAAGUUGUCUGAUGUGGGUUUUCUGGACUCUGGCUUGAAUCACAUUGAUGGACCUAACUGUACAUUUUCAGAAGAACAUGUUGAUCAAAGAAACAAGGCUAUGUUGUUUCAGUUUGGUGUGCUGAUUCUUGAGCUCAUAACUGGUCAGUCGUUGGGUGGUGAUGAUGAACUAGUCCAAUGGGUCCAAGAAUCUGGUUUUGCAUAUUCAAUGCACAAGAUGGUGGAUGCUGAUCUUGGAGAUAGUUAUGAUUCCAAAGAGCUUAAAAGCCUUUUGGUUAUAGCUAGAUUGUGUACCAAGACUGGAGAUGGACAGUUGAUUUCUAUUCCCCAGAUACUCCGUUAUUUGCAAGGAAAGGGAUGAAAAACUUAUCAACAGAGAACCACAUACCAAUAUGACAAAGCUAAGUAAUAUUUCUGGCCUUUCUUGCAUCGAAGACAUCCAGUUAUGACUGCCCUGCAAGAGGAGCUACCUCAGCUAGAGGUGUUGGAAGAGGGGUCGGCAGUGGUGAGGCGCGGCACAUGGGGCAUGUUGGGUGCAACCGGAGCCAAGGGUUGAUGCAGUUGACGUGGAACAUGUGACCGCAGUCAGGCAGACCUCGUAGCAUGUCGGUGUCCUUAUAGUCUGCCAAGCAUAUGGAGCAGCAAGAGCCUGUUGAUCCCUUCUCAUGGAGUCUGGCCUGCGAGUAGAGCAGCUUUGGAUAGCUCAUCAGGAUGUCCUCAUCGAGUCCAGCCUCCACAUCGGUCAACCUCGUCUCACCAGCAGGCCGACCUGAUCGCCGGCGUAGUGACCGGGUGGUCGUGUUGCUUCGGUUGCACAAGUAGGAUGCAAGCAAGAUGGUGGUGACAAGCACAAGGAUGCCAAUGGAGAAGCCAAGGCCAUAGCCUAAUCUUCCGAUGCGGUCGGUGCUGAACACCCCGACGGAGCUUCCGUCGGGGCUCAAGGCGGAGCUGUUGGAGUGAUCCAGGUCUGGUCUGGGGUUGGGUUGGUCUUUUGCACUGCCUUGAGUGGUUCUUUUGGAUUGAAGAAAUGGUGUCUCCUCUAUUUUCAGAAGGUUGUUUCAAGUAUACUCGGUUUGAGGAUGUCAACGGUAACAUGGGUCAGGGAGGAAUAUUAUAAAGCAAUUUAAUC